CUCCCAUCCAUUGGUUGCGAUGAACGCCCUAGCGUGGCCGAGCAUCCGAGAAAAAUUAUCAGAUAAUCAAAAUAAGGCUGCGGCGAGAACCCGGAUGGUGGGGAAACUUGCUCAACGGCGCUCUCAUCUACUUUCGGCAAGCCCCGUAGACUUCCAUGCACGCUUACUCUCCUCCUCGUGGCUCGGCCCAGAUUCCCGAGCUUGAUCCUCAGAGUGGCAUCAUGGUACAAUGGACAUUACUUGCGUAUUAGCACAUGUGGCCGUACGGGUUGCGCACUGCGAAUGACGGCAUUUAGGCAUAUGGGAACCUAUACGGAAGCAUGUAUCAAUAGUUUAACUGUAGACUCUUUUCUAUGCUUCUUUUGACGGAAGCCUAGGUCCCUUUCUCGCAUUGAUCCUUUCGCCCCCCCCUGCCUGCAUUCCACCAUGUCGCCACACACACCAGCAAAGAACCAGCCAAUCGUAGUGGUUGGUGCAGGCGCGUUUGGCCUGAGCACCGCCCUGCACCUUGCCCAGCGUGGUUAUGAAAAUGUGACAGUCUUUGACAAGCAGCCAUACGAAAAGUCGCACUAUUCGUACUAUGAAGGCUGCGAUGCUGCCUCUGCUGAUGCCUCGAAAAUUAUUCGCUCUGCCUAUGGCGGGCAAAAAGAGUACUCUGACCUGAGCACCGAGGCUCUGGUCAUGUGGAACGAAUGGAACGAAGACCUCAAUACUAUUGACGAGGAUAAGGCCAACGGUCUCACAAAGGAUGACAAAGUCUGGAUGAACAAUGGCGUGUUGAUGUGCUCCGAUCGCACAGAGUUGACCGACUUCGAAAAGGCCUCUGCUGCCAACGCCAACAUCCCAGGCCAACCGCCAUCCGUCCUCACCACCAUCGACGCUGACGAUCUUGCCGAGGCAAAGAAGCGUGGUAUUUCACACAGUCUAGCGCCCUUUGCCAAAGAGGCUACCGGUAUAAUGGAUACUACUGGUGGUGUCAUUGCCGCCGACAAAGCCUGUCUCCUGGCUCUCUACAAGGCCAAGCAGGCCGGAGCCAAGUUUGUCCUCGAUCCCAUUGCAGGCGCCUUUUCGUCUUUCGUCUAUAAAGAAGGCGACGGAAAGGUCGUCUGUGGUAUCAAGACAGCCGAUGGCAAGACACACGAGGCUGCUACAGUCAUCAUGGCCUGUGGUGGCUGGACACCGUCUCUGGUCCCCGAGAUGGACGGCCUCUGCGAAACAACAGCAGGCAGCGUCGCCCUCUUCAGGAUUCCUGCUGACUCUCCCCUGCGCACGAAAUACUCAUAUGCAAACUUCCCUGCAUGGAUGUUCAAGCAGCGCGAAGGAGCAGACGGCGGCCUGUACGGCUUCCCGGUCGACCACAAUGGUGUUAUGAAGAUUGGAUACCGUGGAAUCAAGUACACCAACCCCGUUAAGCAAGCCGACGGCAAAGACCGCAGUGUCCCCCGCACCCGUUGGUCCGUAGAUGAGGCCAUUAUCGAUCUCCCAGUCAAGGCCCAUCAAGUCAUCAAGCGAUUUGUCGACAACUAUAUGCCGGAUCUCGGUGCGGCAGGCAUUGACAUCUGGAUGAGCAGACUGUGCUGGUACACGGAUUCAUAUGACAACCACUACGUGAUUGACAGAGUUCCAGGCCUGGAUGCUGUCAUGUGCGCUACUGGCGGUAGUGGCCAUGCCUUCAAGUUCCUCCCGAACUUGGGCAAAUGGGUCGCUGAUGUUCUUGAGCAAAAGGACAUGGAUCGCGCGUUGGUCAAGGCGUGGCAGUGGCGAUCUCUCAAGAAGGACGAGAAGCCAACAAAUGUGCUGAUGCUAGGACGUGAUGAUAGCCGCACACUGGAGAAUACUGAGCUGAUUUGUGUUGAUGCUUCUGAGGAUCCUGUUACUGGGAUGAAGAAGCUGUCGCUUGCAUAAUUAGGCUGGCUAGAAUUAGAGAAAUAAAACGUGUCUCGUCAGAGUUUAUCGCACUUAUCGUUAAGUAGCCUAGUCAAUAUUAUUUUAUAUCAACCCCUAUUAAUUCGAAAUUAAUAGAUCUUUAAUAUACAUCAUUAUAAAUGCCUAU
This is a messenger RNA of [Torrubiella] hemipterigena, 2053 nucleotides long. Lineage: Eukaryota; Fungi; Ascomycota; Sordariomycetes; Hypocreales; Clavicipitaceae. The record is from the annotation of a GenBank genome assembly.